AUGGGGAAAGGUAGAGUUAAAGCUGUGGAGAAAAAGGUUUUAGAUCAGAAACUUAGAGGAUCGUAUAAUGUUCCGUCUGGACCGGUUUAUUAUCCGACAGAAGAUGAAUUCAAAGAUCCAUUAGAGUAUAUCUACAAGAUUAAGCCAGAAGCUGAGGUUUAUGGGAUUUGCAAGAUUGUUCCACCGAGUUGUUGGAAACCGCCUUUCGGUUUGGAUUUGGAAUCUGUUAAGUUUCCUACAAAGACGCAAGAGAUUCACCGGUUGCAGGUUCGUCCUGCUUCGUGUAAUUCCAAGACGUUUCAGUUGGAGUACAAUAGGUUUUUGGAGGAGCAGUUAGGUAAGAAGCUGAAGAAGAGAGUUGUUUUUGAAGGAGAGGAGUUGGAUUUGUGUAAGCUGUUUAAUGCGGUGAAGAGGUUUGGUGGUUACGAUAAGGUUGUUAAGGUGAAGAAAUGGGGAGAAGUUUAUCAGUUUAUGAGCUCUGGUGAUAAGAUUUCUAAAUGCUCUAAGCAUGUGUUGUGUCAGUUGUACAAAGAGCAUUUGCAUGAUUUCGAGAAUUAUCACAAUCGGAUGAAUGCAGAUCCUACAAAAGGUUGCAAAAGGAAAAUACAUGCCGCUGAAAGGAAUCGACGCCGUUCUGAAACUCCGAGUUCAAAGAGAAGAAAAAGAAACGCGGACGAAAAAAACCCCAAUGUGGAAAAUGAAGAAGGGGUUGAUCAAGCAUGUGAACAGUGUAAAAGUGGCAAACACGGCGAAGUGAUGCUUUUGUGUGAUAGUUGUAAUAAAGGUUGGCAUAUUUAUUGUCUCUCGCCACCAUUGAAGCAUAUCCCACCUGGGAACUGGUAUUGCCUUGAGUGCUUAAACAUUGAUGAAGACACUUUUGGCUUUGUGCCUGGUAAAUGCCUAUUACUUGACGAUUUUAAGCGCAUUGCUGACCGCGCCAAAAGAAAGUGGUUUGGUUCAGGAUCAGUGACUAGGACGCAGAUAGAGAAAAAGUUUUGGGAAAUAGUAGAAGGAUCAGGUGGCGAGGUUGAAGUUAUGUAUGGUAAUGACUUGGAUACUUCUGUUUAUGGAAGUGGUUUUCCUCGAUUAGGCGACCAAAGACCAGAAUCAGUUGAGGCAAAUAUAUGGGAUGAAUAUUGUGGUAGCCCUUGGAAUCUCAAUAACCUGCCGAAGUUGAAAGGAUCUAUGCUUCAGGCCAUUCGGCAUAACAUUAAUGGUGUUACAGUGCCUUGGCUAUAUCUUGGAAUGCUCUUCUCUUCUUUUUGUUGGCAUUUUGAAGACCAUUGUUUUUACUCUGUCAAUUAUCUACACUGGGGAGAGGCAAAAUGUUGGUAUGGUGUUCCAGGCAGUGCUGCUAGUGCUUUUGAAAAGGUCAUGCGGAAAACCCUUCCCGAUCUCUUUGAUGCUCAGCCCGAUUUGCUCUUUCAACUAGUUACCAUGUUGAGUCCAACUGUUUUACAAGAAAAUAAAGUCCCGGUGUACACAGUAUUACAGGAGCCUGGAAACUUCGUCAUCACAUUUCCAAAAUCCUUUCAUGCUGGAUUCAAUUUCGGUCUGAAUUGUGCAGAGGCUGUCAACUUUGCCACUGCUGAUUGGCUACCUUAUGGUGGUUUUGGGGCGGAGCUGUAUCGGUUGUACCGGAAACCUGCAGUCAUAUCUCAUGAUGAGCUUCUCUGUGUGGUAGCUAAGGGAAACUGCUACGAUGGCGAAGGGUCAAUACAUUUGAAGAAAGAAUUGCUCAGAAUAUACAGUAAAGAAAAAACAUGGAGAGAGCAGCUCUGGAAAAGUGGUAUUUUGAGAUCUUCUCCUAUGUCUGAAUGCCCUGAUUCUGUGGGCAUUGAAGAGGAUCCAACAUGCAUCAUUUGCCAGCAGUUUCUUCAUCUUUCUGCUAUCGUCUGUGAUUGUAGGCCAUCUGUUUUCGCAUGCUUGGAGCACUGGAAGCACCUUUGUGAAUGUGAACCUACGAAGUUGCGUCUUGUAUACCGUUAUACCCUUGCCGAGUUGCAUGGGAUGGUACAAAAAGUUGAAAAGUCUGAUGGCUGUAAAACGCAAGAAACUAAUAACUCACAACGGUCAAGUUCUGGCACCAAACGAUCAAUUGCUUUCAACAAAAAGGAGGGAAUCCAAGUUAGUCAGGCACGGCCAGCAGAAGAUUGGCUUCUUCGAGCAUCAAAGGUUCUCAAGGAUGUGUUUUCUAGUGUUGAUUAUGCCGCCCUUUUGAAGGAAGCAGAACAGUUUCUUUGGGCUGGAUCAGAAAUGGACCGUGUACGAGAUGUUGCAAAAAGUUUGAUCAAAGCAAAGGUAUGGGGAGAAGCUGUUAGCGACUGUCUUUCAAAAAUCGAAGGUGAAGCCAACGAUGAAUCACAGAAAGUUCACUUGGACUUUAUUGAUGAGUUGGUGAGAGUUAAUCCCGUUCCUUGCUUUCAGUCUGGUCAUCUUAAAUUAAAGGAUUAUGUUGAAGAGGCUAGAAAAUUGUCUGAGAAAAUCGAUUCUUCUCUGUCGACUAGUCCAACUAUUACCCAACUGGAGCUACUGUAUUCCGAAGUCUCCAGUUUACCAAUGUCUCUCAGUAAACACGAGAUCUUGUCAAAGAAAAUUUCUACUGCAAAGAUGUUAGCUGAAAGGGCGAGAUUGUAUCUCGCGAAUACACAACCUCCAGGGAUUGAAUUGGACGCUCUUUACAAGCUAAAGUCAGAGAUAUUGGAGCUUCAAGUGCAACUUCCAGAAACAGUAGGGCUUCUGGACUUGCUAAAGAAAUCGGAAUCGGCCCGUGCUAAAUGUAAAAAAGUUUUGAGUGGUUCUAUAUCUCUCCAGAAUGUGGAAGAACUGCUUCAUGAAUUUGAUAGUUUCAGCAUUAGCAUUCCUGAGUUGAAUAUCCUGAGGCAGUACCAUGUUGACACUUUGUCUUGGAUUUCACGCUAUAAUGAUGUAAUGGUUGAAGUUCGUGAAGGCAAGGACCAACAAAAAUUAAUCAGUGCCCUGAGUUCCCUUCUACAUGAUGGAGAAUCAUUAGACAUUCAAGUUGAAGGACUGCCUCUUGUUGAGAUUGAAUUGAAGAAGGCAUCGUGCCGCGAAAAAGCUCAAACGGUUCAUACUGCAAUAAGGUCUCUGGAUUUCAUUGAGCAGCUACUGUCGGAGGCCGCUGCACUACACAUUGUGGAGGAGAAGUUAUUUGUGGAGAUUUCCAGACUCUUGACAACAGCACGUUGUUGGGAAGAAAAAGCAACUAGUAUCCUUCCUAGUGAAACUCAGAUGUGUGACCUUAAAGAUCUCGUAAGGAUGUCAGUGAACAUUCAUGCGGUUUUGCCAUCUCUGAAGAGCAUAGAGAACAUGAUCUCCUCGGCCGAAUCUUGGCUUCAGAAAUCUGAGCCCUUUUUAUCUGCCGUCUCCUGUAUUACAUCUUCUCCGUGUUCAUUGCUUGAACUUCCUGUAUUAAAGGACCUAGUUUCUCAGUCUAAAUCGCUCAGUGUUCAGCUUGAAGAGCCAAGGAUUCUUGAAACAUUGUUGCGUAACUGCGAGAAGUGGCAGUGUGAUACUCAUCAGCUCUUGCAAGAAUUUGAAGAUUUGUUGGACGAGGUGAAAAUAGAUGAUGGUAUGCAUAGCACGAUCCUUCCAAAGAUUACGGAUUUGAUAAGCAGAGUGGACUCCGCUAGAAAAUGUGGUCUAUCCCUUGCUCUCAAUUUUGUUGAACUUCCCAAACUUCAAACUGCAAGUUUAAAACUAGGAUGGUGUUGCAAGACCAUCACGUUAAGCUCUAACUCACCUUCCUCUGCGUUGCGAAAAGAUGUAGAAAAGCCCUCAUUACCGCAAAUUCAGCAGCACUUAGAAGAGGGACAAACACUGAAAAUAUUACCUGAAGAGUAUUACUUAGGCAAGAGACUUGUGGAGCUAAACGACACUGGACUAGGGUGGGCAAAGCGAGCUAGAAAAGUGGUGACAGACUCGGGUGCUCUUGCCUUGGAGGAUGUUUUGGAGCUUAUUUCUGAGGGUGAAAAUUUGCCUGUCUGUGCAGAGAAAGAACUUCAGUCCUUACGAGCUCGAAGUAUGUUACACUGCAUUUGUCUAAAGCCAUACAACUCAAGAUCCAUGGUUUCUUGUAGUCAAUGUGGUGAAUGGUAUCACACCUAUUGUGUUAAACUUCAUUGGCGGCCAAAGGCAUAUGUCUGCUCCGCUUGCUGUCCAGUGGAGGAAUCCACUCCACAGAUUGAAUCUCCCGGGCCAUUGGAGCCAGAAACUCCGUUACUGAACCAUAGACGGAAAAGAACGGUAGCGACUGAUGCAGCACUAGAUGAUUUACAUUGGAAAAACCGAAAACGCAUCAAACGGACAGCUAAACGAAGUCCUCAGGUUCAUAUUCUUCCCUGGUUUUUCUCUUAA
Molecule: messenger RNA, 4377 nt
Organism: Arabis nemorensis
Lineage: Eukaryota; Viridiplantae; Streptophyta; Magnoliopsida; Brassicales; Brassicaceae
Source: the annotation of a GenBank genome assembly